This is a messenger RNA of Capsicum annuum, 2948 nucleotides long. Its product is annotated as protein PHOX1. The transcript is spliced from 4 exons. The record is from RefSeq and is a predicted model, not a curated record. The coding region runs from base 410 to 2512 and encodes 700 amino acids. Gene Ontology annotation, molecular function: protein binding. NCBI's taxonomy places the organism in Eukaryota, Viridiplantae, Streptophyta, Magnoliopsida, Solanales, Solanaceae.
AUAGUUGGCUUAAUAGGUAGGGUGGGAAUAUGAAAGUGACGCGCGGUAGUUGAAAGUGAGUAUGGAGCGCGUUGACGUUUUGACAGAGAAAAUCCAGCAGAUAUGGGAAGAGAGUGGGAAAGAAAGAACCAUUUUCAUUGAUUGCCGCCGUUUUUUUCAGAUUCCUACAGACAUCUCUUCCAGCUAAACCUUUCAGGAUUCUCUUUCUGUCUUUCGAAAGCCAAACACCAAAAUCUCCUCUCUUUUUCCCACCUUCUCCAACCUGCUCUCUCUUUGUGCUUUUUUCUUUGGAUCUUGAUUCUUUGUGGGGAUUCACAGUUUAUUACGUCUAUUUGGAGGACUAAAUCAAUGUUCUGAAGCUUUGAUUUUUAGACUCUUGUAGAAGUAGCAGCUUAUUGGAGUAGAAACCAUGGGGAAGCCCAGUGGGAAGAAGAAAAGUCAAGUGCCGUCAAAAUCUAGUGAUACAAAUGUGAAACAUGGUAAAGCUGCGCCAGAGCGUACCUCUAAAGCAUUUGAUGAAGAUACUGCCGUAUUCAUCAGUAUGUCCCAAGAAUUGAAGGAAGAAGGGAACAGGCUCUUUCAAAAGCGUGAUCACGAGGGUGCUAUGUUGAAGUAUGAGAAGGCUCUCAAGUUGCUUCCAGGUAACCAUAUUGACGUUGCCUAUUUGCAUACCAACAUGGCUGCUUGCUAUAUGCAAAUGGGCCUUGGCGAGUACCCAAGAGCAAUAACUGAAUGCAACUUGGCGCUUGAAAUUGCUCCAAAGUAUACUAAAGCUUUGUUGAAGAGAGCAAAGUGUUAUGAGUCAUUGAAUAGGAUUGAGUUGGCUUUAAGGGAUGUCACCCGUGUUUUAUGUAUUGAACCAAAUAAUUUGACUGCACUGGAGAUUGCAGGGCAGGUUAAAAAGGCAUUGGACGAGAAAGGUCUAAAAAUUGAAGAAUUAGAAUUACCCUCGGAAUAUUUUGAGCCUCCUUCUGCACCAGUUGCUACCAAGGUUGUAAAGGAUAAGUCUAAAAAGAAGAAGAGCAACAAAUUUGACCGAAAGAAAGUUGAGGAAAAGAAGGUUGAAGAAAAGAAGGCUGAAGACAAGGUGGUUGUGGAGGAGAAAAGAAGCGUCAAGGAAGAAAAGAUAGUGACAAGAACAGUCAAAUUGGUACUUGAGGAGGAUAUUAGAUGGGCACAGUUACCAGUAGGUUGCAGUAUUAGACUUGUGAGAGACAUUGUUCUGGAUCGAUUCCCAAACUUGAAGGGUGCACUUAUCAAGUACAGGGAUCAAGAAGGUGACCUGGUUACUAUAACUACCACUGAUGAGCUUAGAUUGGUUGAAUCAUCUGCUGGUCCUCAGAGUUCUUUAAGACUCUACGUUGUAGAAGUUAUGCCAGAUAAAGAACCUGUAUAUGAGGGAAUGAGUGGUGAAGAAGAUAUGAAUUCCAGCAGUUACAAAUCAACUAUAGUCACAGAGGAUGGGUAUCUGGAGAAAGAAAGGGAACUGAAUAAAGGGACACCUUGUGUCGAAGAAUGGAUCGUCCAAUUUGCACUUCUCUUCAAAAAUCAUGUUGGCUUUGACUGCGACCCAUAUCUCGAUCUUCAUGAGGUAGGUAUGAAUCUAUAUUCUGAAACUAUGGAGGACACUGUUACAAGUGAAGAAGCACAAGCGCCUUUUGGAAUUGCUGCAGAUAAGUUCCAAGAGAUGGCAGCUUUGUCUUUGUUUAAUUGGGGAAAUGUCCAUAUGUCCAGAGCAAGGAAGCGGGUACACUUUACUGAAGACAGUUAUUGGGAGUCUGUGUUGAAACAGGUUAAAUCUGCAUAUGAAUGGGCAGAAAAAGAAUAUGAAAUGGCAGGAAGUAGGUAUGAAGAGGCUCUUAGGCUCAAGCCAGAUUUCUAUGAAGGUCUUCUUGCACUUGGUCUGAAGCAUUUUGAACACGCAAAACUCUGCUGGUACUAUUUGAUUGGAAGUAAAGUUAAGUUAUCGACUGGGACUUGUGCAGAGAUCUUGGAGCUGUACAACAAGGCUGAGGAUAGCAUGGAAAGAGGAACAGAAAUGUGGGAGGAGAUGGAAGAACAACGUCUUAACGGACUCUCCAAAAAUGAAGAAUAUGAAGCUCUGUUGCAUAAAAUGGGAUUGGAUGGUCUACUAAAGGAUAAACCAGCUGAGGAAGCUGAAGAGCAAGCUGCAAACAUGAGGUCUCAGAUUUACCUCUUAUGGGGUACCAUGCUCUAUGAACGUUCUGUGGUGGAAUUUAAGCUGGGAUUACCAACUUGGGAAGAGUGUUUGGAGGUCGCAAUGGAAAAGUUUGAGCUAGCUGGAGCAUCUCAAAUUGAUAUCGCGGUUAUGAUAAAGAACCACUGUUCCAAUGAAACUGCUCUUGAAGGUUUUAAGGUUGAUGAGAUAGUACAGGCAUGGAAAGAGAUGUAUGAUACGAAUAGGUGGCAUACUGGGGUGUGCGUUUUCAGGCUAGAACCAUUAUUCCAUCGUCGGGUUCCAAAUCUCCAUACUGUAUUGGAAAAUCUCUAAGUUACAAUAUCUGUGAUUGAUCAUUAUAUCGGAGCAAAGGAUAUUUCACAUUACCUCUCAAUUUUGUGUGGCUGUGUGAUGGCAAGUCAAUAGGUUUGUUUUUUGGUGAAUUAUUUCUUCAUGAUCAGGUUUUUAUUUUAGGAGUAAAGGCUGAGUGUGACUAGUCACUCUGUUAGAUUUUGAAGAAUUGGUUUGUGAAGGUUUUUCUGUAUCACGCAUUUGUUUCUUGGUUUUGGUCAUUCUUCAUCACAAAGCCCACCCAAAGUUUAGGGUCUUUGUGAUUUGCAUUCAAGUUUUCACACAAGCUCAAGGUGCAGUGAAGUAUAGCAUUGGCUUUGUAAGAUUGCUGUUGUUAAAAAAAGAAGUUGGUUUGUUCAUUUCUCUCAUUCACAGACGAGAAAUAUAUGGAAGUGUUUAUCUGAGAUGUUCCUUUCUA